This is a messenger RNA of Daktulosphaira vitifoliae (grape phylloxera), 1366 nucleotides long. RefSeq names its product putative sodium-coupled neutral amino acid transporter 10. Gene Ontology annotation, molecular function: amino acid transmembrane transporter activity. Lineage: Eukaryota; Metazoa; Arthropoda; Insecta; Hemiptera; Phylloxeridae. Bases 215 to 1000 code for a protein of 261 amino acids. The transcript has 6 exons. Gene Ontology annotation, biological process: amino acid transmembrane transport. The record is from RefSeq and is a predicted model, not a curated record.
GUUUAAGUACCGUUUUAUUUUAUUAUUUUGAGAUGUUAUUGUAAUAUUUCAAUAGCUUAGUACCCUAUUGAAUACAUUAUUCUCAUAAUGUGUAGAUUGAUUUAAAUAUCAUCAUGAAUAUAAAAUUUUUUAGUUUAAUAAUAAAUAGUACUACUGUAGCUCUCAUUAAUUUGUAUUUUAAUAGUAUAAGUACAAUAAUUCAAUUAAAAAAAAAAUGAGAGCCUACAUCAUGACUCUCGCCAAUAGCAUUAUUGGUGUUAGUAUAUUAGCUAUGCCGUUUUGCUAUAAAGAAUGUGGAAUACUAUUGUCAACUAUACUAUUGAUUUUAAGUAAUUUUAUGUCAAGAGCAUCUUGUCACUUUCUUUUAACCUCUGCUGUUAGAUCAAGAACAAGGGAUUUUGAAUUUCUAGCAUUUCAUUUGUUUGGUUCAUUAGGCAAAAUUUCUGUUGAAAUUAGUAUAAUUAUGUUUCUUAUGGGUACUUGCAUUGCUUUUUUUGUUGUAAUGGGAGAUUUAGGUCCACAAAUUAUUGGUGAAAUGUUUAAUAUGACAAAUACAAUAGCACUUAGACCUAGUAUAAUGAUCGGUAUUGCUGUUUUUAUAGUUUUACCAUUGGGAUUAUUAAAAAAUGUUAAUAGCUUAAAUUCAAUAUGUACGGCUGCAGUAAUAUUUUAUGCUUGCUUGGUAUUUAAGAUAUUUAUAGAAGCAUUUGAUAAAAUUUUCUCAUCAGUUUGGCUUUCAGAAUUAUAUUUUUGGAGACCUUCAGGUCUUUUACAAUGUUUACCAAUAUUUUCAAUGUCAUUAUUUUGCCAGACACAAUUAUUUGACAUAUUUGAAUCAAUAUCACAUGAAUCACUUGAUAAAUUGAAUAGUAUAGUUCGUUCUUCUAUGAAUAUGUGUACAUGUGUUUACAUAAGUGUAGGAAUUCUUGGUUACAUAGCUUAUCAUGAUCAAUCAUCACUUAGUGGUAAGUUUCAAUUGUUUUUUUUUAACUAUAGUUAAUAGUUUGAAGUAAAAAAUUUGAAGAUUCUGACCAAGUAUGAUAACUUUUAUCUCUUCCAUAAGUUUUUGACUUUCCACAAAAUAUACAAGUCCAUCGUACUAACUUUUUAGGUUUUUUAAUCAAACGACAUUUUGCUGAUUUCCCGGGAAUAAGCAUAGUAUUACAUCCUUUGCAAAUAUUUCUUUUAAUGGUUGGAUCUAUUUUUAAUAAACUUUUUUGAGCCAUUCCUUUUAAUAUAAAAUUAUAUGCAGAUGAUAAUCCUGGACAUUCAGUAGAUAUUGCAGUACUCAACUGAUAUAAAUAAUUUAUACGGUUUUGAUUGAUUUCUGAAUUAAAAUCUUGUUUUUUAUUUUCGACCUUCUCCA